AUGGGCUCUAUUGUCAGGCUUGCAGCAUCCAUUCUUCCGGUUGUUACAGUAUCACUAGAAUUUCACGAUAAUUAUGCUCUUCCAGAGCUCCAAUCUUUUCUAUCUUUUUAUAUGGAUUUUUAUUGUUGUAUCUUUGAGAAUUUUGCUGCUUACAUCGCUGUCGUGCUUAUGAAUAGUGCCAACGCAAAAAUUAAUGUAAGUGUGGAUUGUACAAAUGCCGAGGCUCUUAAAAAUAAUAAUGUUUCUCUAACAUUAACCAAUUUGGAAGAAGAAAUUAAAGAGUUAAAAGCAUUCUUUUCCACUAAUUUAACCAGUCUUGGGGAAAUUGGCUCGUUGAAGACUACUUGA
Messenger RNA from Dentiscutata erythropus, 348 nucleotides. NCBI's taxonomy places the organism in Eukaryota, Fungi, Glomeromycota, Glomeromycetes, Diversisporales, Gigasporaceae. The record is from the annotation of a GenBank genome assembly.